Molecule: messenger RNA, 3999 nt
Organism: Galeopterus variegatus (Sunda flying lemur)
Lineage: Eukaryota; Metazoa; Chordata; Mammalia; Dermoptera; Cynocephalidae
Product: trichohyalin-like
Exons: 2
Coding region: 1-3999 (1332 amino acids)
Biological process (GO): regulation of phosphatidylinositol 3-kinase/protein kinase B signal transduction; positive regulation of cell cycle G1/S phase transition; cellular response to cytokine stimulus
Cellular component (GO): cytoplasm
Molecular function (GO): transition metal ion binding; calcium ion binding
Source: RefSeq, a predicted model, not a curated record
AUGACUCAGUCUCUUCUGAGGAACAUCAUCAGUAUCAUUGAUGUUUUCCACGAGCACGCGAAGAGUGGUGGAGACUGCCAGAGGCUGAAUGAGACAGAACUCAAGACACUUCUCAAACAAGAGUUUGGAAAGGCCCUGGAGAAAACAAAUAAUUCUGAGGCAAGAGAAAAAAUCUUCCAACAGCUGGAUCAAGAUGGUGACAAAACAGUUGAUUUCAGUGGAUUCAUUUUGCUGGUGUUCGGACUGACAAAAGCCUAUUAUGCAUGCAUAAAACCUCUUCUCUGUCCUGAAUUAAAGGAAAGGGAGAGAAUAUCUGAAAUUCAAGGACCAGAAGCAACAGGGCUCAAUGGCAAGCAACUAGAGAAAGAAAAACUCCAAGACAGAGACCAGAGCCAAGAGUCUCAGGAUGUUCAGAGACAUGAAGAAAGAGACCAGAUCCCAACACCUAGUGAUGAUGAAAGUCAUGGAGUUAGAGACCAGAGCCUGGAAUCACAGCAAGUGAGAGACCUGAGCCCUGAACUACAAUAUAUUGGAAGACAACAAGUGAGAGAUCAGAGGCAAGAUUUCCAGGAUGUACAGAGACACCAAGUGAGAAUGACAAAUGAUGAUAGGCAACAACAAGUGAGGGACCCAAGCCUAGAAUCCCAGGGAUCUAUGAGAAACCAGAUCCCAACAAAAAGUGAUCAAAGGAGUCUUCAAGUCAGAGACCAGAGGCUAGAACACCAAGAUUAUUCAAGACAACCUGGUAGGGAGCAGAUCUUAGAAUCAAGAGGUGAUGAGUAUCACCAAGUAAGAAUCCAGAACCCAACCCCAAGGGAAAUUGGGGGCCAUAAAGUGAGAGAAGAUGAGACCCUAGUAUCUGAGAAUGUUGGAAACCAACAAGUGAGAAACCAGGCUCAAGCUCCAAGAAAUUAUGAGAGAUAUCAAGUACAAGACCACAGACCAGAGGCACAAGAUCAGUCAAGGCAACAAGGUGGUGUGCAAACUCUAGAACCAGGAAUUGAUGAGAGUAACCAAGUAGGAAACCAGAGCCCAACACCAAUAAAUGAGGGAAGUCAUCAAAUAAGAGACCAUACUCCAACACCAAAUGAUGUUGGAAGGUAUCAAAUGAGAGAUGAGAGACCAGAAUUCCAGAAUAAUACAAGGCAACGAAAUAGGGAUCAGACCCCAACACCAAAAACUGGCGAGCAUCAUGAUGUAAGAAAUCAGAGCCCAGAACUAAGUCACAGUCGGAUACAAAUUGUAGAACAGAGAACUUCACCAAGAGAGAAUGAGAUACAGCAUGUUAUUUAUCAGACCACAGGACCAAGAAAUGAUGACAGGAGAUACCCAAUGAGAGAAUCAAGUACACAAUCCAGAGGUAAUGAACCACGACAAAUCAGAAAGCGAAAACCAGAGGUGAGGGACAAUGAGAGGCAACAGAUGACUGCUCAGAAUUCAGCACUGAUGGAUGAAGAGAGACACACAGUGACAGGGCUGAGUUCAGAUAUAGAAAACAAUGAAAGACAGCAAAUUAGAGAGCAGAGAACGUCUCCAAGAGAAGAUGAGAGACUGGGAAUUAGUGUUCAGACCCCAACACCACAGGAGAAUGGGAAAUACAAGGUGAGGAUUCAGACUCUGGUGACAAAGAAUGAUGAGAAACCCCCAGUGGAAGAUCUGAGCUCAGAGCGCAGGAAAUAUAGGAGACACCAAAUUAGAGAACAGAGUUCAGCUCCAACAGAAAGUGGGAGACACCAAGUGAGAAACGAAACCCCAACAUCAAGGAAUCUUGAAAGAUAUGAAGUGAGAGACCCGAGCCCUGAACCUGAGAAUAAUGGAAGACUCCAAGUUAGGGAGCAGAGAUCAGCUCCAACAGAAGGUGAGAGACACCAAGUGAGAAAUGACACCCCAGCAACAUGGGAUGAUGGAAGGCAUCAACUGAGAGGCCUCAGACCAAACCUCAAAACUGAAGAGGGAUACAAAGUUAGAGAGCAGAGAUCAGCUCCAACAGAAGGUGAGAGACACCAAGUGAGAAAUGAAACUCCACAAUCAAGGAAUGAGGAAAGAUAUCAAGUGAGAGACCUGAGCCCUGAACCUGAGAAUACUGGGAGACACCAAGUAAGGGAGCAGAGAUCAGCUUCAAUGGAAGGUGAGAGACUCCAAGUGAGAAAUGGAACCCCAACAUCAAGGGAUGAAGAAAGACAUCAAGCGAGAGACCUGAGCCCUGAACCUAAUAAUGAUGAGAGACACCAAGUUAGGGAGCAGAGAUCAGCUUCAACAGAAGGUGAGAGAAAUCAAGUGAGAGAUAAAAGAACAGCACCAAGGGAUGAUAGGAGAAGUCAAGUUAGGGAGCAAAGACCAGUUCCACAACAAUACGAAAGAUUACAACAUAGACCCCAGAUCUCAGCACCCAGGGAUAAUGAGAGAAGCCAAGUGAGAGACCUAGGCCCAGAGCCUAGCAAUAAUGGAGAAUGCCAAAUUAGGGAGCCAAGACCAGAAACCAGGUAUGAUGAGAGAAGUCAAAAUAGGGAGGAGAGACCAACUGCAAGACAAUGUGAAGGACUCCAACACAGAGAGCAGGUCUCUGCACCAGGAAACGGUGUAAGAAACCAAGUGAGAGACCUGAGUCCUGAGCCCAGGAAUGAUGAGAGACACCACAUUAGGGAGCAGAUUCCAGAACACAGGAAUGAUGGGAGAAGUCAAGUUAGGGACUGGAGACCAGCUCCAACACAAAACGAAAGAUUUCAGCAUGGAGACCAGAUCUCUGCACCAAGAAAUGAUGUAAGAAACCAAGUGAGAGACCAGAGGCCUGAGCCCAGGAAUGAUGGGAGAAGUCAAUUAAGUGUGCAGAGGACAGCUCCAAGACAAUAUGAAAGAUUCCAACAUAGAAACCAGAUCUACACACCAAGGGAUGAUGAUAGUAGCCAAGUGAGUGACUUGAGCCCUGAACCAAAGCAUGAUGGGACAUACCAGGUGAGAGAACUGGGCCCAGAACUCGAUAAUGAUGAGGAACAGUACAGCUGGGAUGAGAGACCAGCUCCAACAGAAAAUCAGAGAUACCAAGUGAGAGAACAAACCCCAGCACCUGGAGAUAACAGGAGAAGUCAAGUGAGAGAUCUGAGCCCUGAACCCAAUAAUGAUGUAGGAUACCAAGUUAGGGAACAGAAACCAGCUGCAAGACAGCAUGAGAGAUUCCAAGAUAGAGACCAGAUCCCCACACCAAGGGAUGAAAGGAGACACCAAGCGAGAGACCUAAGCCCUGAGCCCAACUUUGAUAGGAGAUACCAAGUGAGAGACAUGAGACCAGAGCACAGGCAUGAUGGGAGAAGUCAAGUUAGGGAGCAGAAAUCAGCUCCAAUACAGCACGAAGAUUUCCAACAUAGAGAGCGGAUCUCUGCACCGAGAGAUGAUGGAAGUGGCCAAGUAAGAGAUCUGAGCACACAACCUAGGAAUGACAGACGAUACCAAGAGAGAGACCUGAGCCCAGAGCCUAGGAAUUAUGGAAGACACCAAGUAAAAGACAUGAGACCAGAACUCAGGAAUGAUGGGAGACAAGAGUUUAGAGAGCAAAGGCCACCUUCAAGAAAGGAUGAGCAUCAUCUUAGGGGCAACAGUGACAGAAACUCUGGAAGAGACAUAUCUCUGAGAGAACCUGACCAUACAACAAAGCAGCAGCUGGGGAAAGAAGAUCAAAAGCGUUUUCCCAGGCAAGAGAAAGCUGAGCUUAGAGGUUUAGAUCCUUGGGAAUCAUCAUCCACCAGAAGAAUUGGUCCAAUAACCUGUGAGGUAUACUUUUUUUCUAAACAGAAAGGUAACUGGUUAUGCUAUUGUGUACAUGACCCAUCUGAAACAACAAAUACAAGACAUAGGCUCAAUUACACAGGUUUGGGGAUGUUUAAGAAUCACAGGAGGAGAGGAUGUUAUGGCUACUACCCAAUUUGGGAUCCAGAAGAAGAAUAUUCGUACCAGGAUGAGGAAGAAAGAUGGGAAGACCAUGUUGAUGACCAGCAGGAUUAUUGA